Molecule: messenger RNA, 1893 nt
Organism: Dendroctonus ponderosae (mountain pine beetle)
Lineage: Eukaryota; Metazoa; Arthropoda; Insecta; Coleoptera; Curculionidae
Gene: Alg3
Product: lethal(2)neighbour of tid protein
Exons: 2
Coding region: 394-1767 (457 amino acids)
Cellular component (GO): endoplasmic reticulum
Molecular function (GO): dol-P-Man:Man(5)GlcNAc(2)-PP-Dol alpha-1,3-mannosyltransferase activity
Source: RefSeq, a predicted model, not a curated record
CCCAUGUUUCACCUAAACCGGUUUAUUAUUAAUUACUAUCAUAUUUCACUUAAACCGGUUAAGUGCCUGUAGGUCACAAAAAGCUUGCAUGACAUUCGUGCCAUUCUAUAAAAAUUACUGGCUCGCAGCCGCUCAAUAUCCUAAUCACCCUGUAUAUGCUGACAUAUUCACAUCUCUGCUCUUGUACCCGCCCAUUGCAACUAUUCCACGCGAACAACCCUGUAACAUCGCCUGUCCAUCCUUGUCUCACUCGAGGGAAUCGACUUCCAUCAGGGCCUGACGUAUUGUGACAUAAGCCAUCUAAAAAUAAACAUAACCUAGCUCGACUUCGCGUUGUUUCAAUGCUCUUAAUCGCAAAUUAUGUGGCAAUUUCGAUAAGACGCCAAAGCUGGAAUGGCCCCGCCGACGAUACGGAGCGCCCCAAAGUCGACGCGGCGCGACACUUUCAAGCGCUUCGUGAACGUGUCGAAGAAAUUCCUGCUCGAUCCGCAUCAUUUGGGGCCCGUCUGCCUGCUGCUGUUCCUAGCUGAGGCCAUGUGCAAUGCGCUGAUUAUUGAGAAUGUGCGGUAUACCGAGAUCGACUGGGUGGCCUACAUGCAGGAGGUGGAAGGGUUCCUGAAUGGGACGCUUGACUACCAGCAGCUCAAAGGCGACACCGGACCUCUGGUGUACCCCGCCGGGUUUGUCUACAUCUUCUCCGCCCUGUACUUUGUGACCAAUCGGGGAAAGAACAUCCACUUGGCCCAGUACAUUUUCCUGGUGCUCUAUCUGCUGCAGACGGUGCUGAUGCACCGCAUCUACAGGACAACUGCUAAAGUGCCGCCGUACGCGUUAAUGAUUGCGACGUUAACCUCGUUGAGGAUACAUUCGAUUUUCGUGCUGCGCCUCUUUAACGAUCCCGUGGCUGUUCUGCUGUUCUACAUCAGUUUGAACCUGUUCGUGUCCAACCAGUGGAGAUGGGGGAGUCUGUUCUACUCCCUGGCGGUGAGCGUGAAAAUGAACAUCCUGCUGUACGCCCCCUGUUUGUUGGUGGCCUAUUUAACGAACUUGAGCUAUCGGGAAAGUUUCCUCAAUUUGGCCAUCUGCGGCUUGGUGCAGCUGGUGCUGGCCCUGCCCUUUCUCUAUGCGAACCCCCUGGGCUAUCUGAAGGGCAGUUUCGAUUUGGGGCGCGUGUUCGACCACACGUGGACGGUGAAUUACCGGUUCUUGCCGCGAGAGAUUUUCGAAAACAAGUACUUCCAUAUGGGGCUGUUGUUGUUGCACGUCGCGUUGCUGGUGGUGUUUAUGCCGGCUCUAAGACGGUUUUUGAGCAGCUUUGCAAAACUGACCGUCGUCUCCAAUGCGUUUAACUCGCAAUGCGAGGAGGAAAAGCGCCGGAUUCGCAAGCGAGCCGACGGCACGGGGCUGAAAGCCGGCCAAAAACGCUCGCGCUCCAAAGACUCGCAGGAGAGCUUCUACGAGGAGAAGCUGAAGCUGCAAAACCGCAUGUCCAAGAUCGCCCAGCUGCUCAUUCUGCCCUUCUUCGUCACGAAUCUUAUUGGUGUGGCGUGCGCCCGCUCUAUUCACUACCAGUUCUACGCCUGGUACUACCACAGCUUGCUCUAUCUGGUCUUUUGCACCAAACUAAGCAAGCCGAGCAAGUUCCUGCUACUGGGCCUGAUCGAGUACUGCUACAAAACCUAUCCGAGUACAAAUUUCUCUAGUGUUCUCCUGCAUGUGUGCCAUGGCGUUUUGAUUUUUGGUCUUUUCCAGUCGAUGAAAGCCUGAGUUUUAGUUCCAAACCAAAACUUGUGCUUUUACCUGACUGUUCCAACUGAACCCGUUGUUUAUCGACUUUGCUCUAAACAAUCAAGCGUUGCGUAUUUUUGCCAAUAAAACCCAUUUGUAAAUAAA